AAACCUGCAGGUCGCGCGCUGAUUGGCCGCACGCGUCUCUCUGAGAACUUCCUCCGCUGGAAACAACACACGCGCAGCGACCCGAUCCGUGCCCUGAUCCUCGAACCGAACCGAGCCCGAGCCGAUGCUGGAUCUGCGUAGAAGAUGGCCGAGUUGAGCGCAGUCCGACAGGAACUUAGAAACAGAAAUCUGAGCAGUUCUUUCGGGGAGUCUCGGUGUACGUCACCGCAAAAAGAUGAGCAACAAAAACUGGCCGUGCCGUUCUGUGGCGGCAUCCGGGGGGGAAUGCGACCGGGGAAGAAAAUCACCAUCAUGGGCGUCGUGAGCGCUGAUCCAGACAGUUUCGACAUCAGCCUGACGUGCGGGUGUGAAGACGUGGCUCUGGAUAUGUGUGUACGAUUCGAAGACCGGGAGAUUUUGCGAAACGCCUGUGUCUCUGAUAGCUGGGGUGAGGAGGAGAGGUCAAUGCCGUAUUUUCCCUUCAUCGCAGAGCAACCUUUCAGGGUCGAGAUCAUCUGCGAGCACCCGCGCUUCCUUGUGCUCGUGGACGGCCAUCAGCUGUUUGACUUCUACCAUCGCGUGACGCCGCUGACGUCCAUCGACACCAUACAGAUCAGCGGCAGUGUGACCAUCACCAAGCUGAACUGAAGUGAAAGCGCAGGGAAGACCGUCUGUGAUACUGAAGGACACUCCAGAAUCUGUCGAGCUGAUGAAUUGAACUUCAAACCUCUUUUUUGAGCUGUGAGGAGGCUUUUCUUUUCAUGAGCAUCAUAAUUAUUAUGCUGAAGUCAACAUGAAACGGCACUUUACAAUAGUACAAUAAUGAUAAUUCAUAGAAGUAUAUUUAAUUGUUAGUUUAGCUUACGUUAGCUAACAUGAGCCUGAAGUGUGUUUUUCCAGAAAAACUGUGCUGCUGGUGAACACUUUUAAAGGUGCAGUAAUCGAUUUCAGAGAAACAUUGUUGAUACUUAAAAUACAAAUUUGAUGCGAAGCAAAAUAAUGCUUUGCAAAGAUGACGAAUGACAACAUAAAGUACACAAGAGAAUAUACAAGCGAGAGUUUGUUGUUAGAUGCCACCGGCUCACUCUCCUCCAUCAUGAGUGGACACGCCCCCAACUGCUGAUUGGUUCACUCUCUCUCCUUCAUCAUAAGUGGACAUGCCCCCUACUGCUGAUUGGCUCACUCUCCAUCACGAGGUGACACGCCCCCACUGCUGAUUGGCUCACUCUCCAUCACAAGGGGACACGCCCGCAAUGCUGAUUGGCUCACUCUCCAUCACGAGUGGACACGCCCCCUAAUGCUGAUUGGCUCACUCUCUCACCCCCAUUAUGAGAGGACACGCCCCCUACUGCUGAUUGGCUCUCUCUCCUCCCCCAUCAUGAGUGGAUACGCCCCUACUGUUGAUUGGCCACUCUCUCCUCCAUUAUGAGUGGACACGCCCCCUACUGCUGA
Molecule: messenger RNA, 1452 nt
Organism: Pimephales promelas (fathead minnow)
Lineage: Eukaryota; Metazoa; Chordata; Actinopteri; Cypriniformes; Leuciscidae
Gene: lgalsla
Product: lectin, galactoside-binding-like a
Molecular function (GO): carbohydrate binding
Source: RefSeq, a predicted model, not a curated record